GGUUACAUGUCACCACAACUAUUUGCUAGUUAUCUCGACGCUUAGGUAGCUCCAGAAGAGUAAUCUUACCUCCGAUUGUCAGGUGCGGUGACCCCGAUUUCUGUGCAUGAAAGGCCGAUCUCAGUGUGGACACCAAAACAAAGAACCCGGCAACGAUUCUCAAAUCCCCUCAAAAUUCGGCUUCAGGGUUUGGACGGAGAAGUUGCUCUCCGUUGAGCCCUAGCCCGAGCUCCAGCAAUGGCGGAGAAAGGGGGAAAGAAUUUCUCCUCGGAGAAAGGGAAGACGCCUUCAAACUUGGCGGCAUCAAAGGAAGGAUCCCUUAAGGGAAAGGACAGUGUUCCUGUGAAUAAGACGAGGCACAUCCAGUUAGACGACUCAGAUUCUGAGUAUGAAGGUUUUGUUGAUGAAAGAAGUCCAGCUUCAUCAAAGGCAAGUGGAAAGGCAUCAUCUGACCUGAAAUCUGGCAAAAAGAAGGUCUCAUUUGAAAGCCUGAAGACAGGAAGGAAGACUUCGUUCGAGACCCCAGCUGCUAAAGGGGAUUGGGGCAAAGGAGGAAAGGAUUUUAAUGCAGGGAAGGCUGGGGGAAAGGGCAGCUUACCACGAGCAACAGCUGUAAAGCCUCGCCUAACAGAAAUAGAACUGAAACUUGAACUAGAACUCCCCAAGAAUGCUAGAUUGUUGAUGGACUGUGAAGCAGCAGAAAUUUUACAAGAAAUCGAGGAGCACAAGACCAUCUUAUCAGAAGACCCAAAAGUUAAAUUUCCAGAGUCAUUUAACAAAGUAUUGCAGUAUACCAAAUUUGGUAGCCAUUAUAUUAAUAGCCAGUCUGCGAGAAAAGUCCUAGAGACUCUCAAAAUAAAUGGGGUCAAUGAUGGCGAGAUAUGUAUGAUUGGAAACAUUUGCCCAGAGACCGUUGAGGAGGUUUAUGCUCUUUUACCAUCCUUGAAGGUGAAUAAACAUAAGAAUGAAGAACCAAUCAAAGAGGUGCUAGCUAGUCUUGCAAAGGUCAAGACUUCCAAGUAAAUCCUCUUCAAGACAUGCAGAAAUCCACUCUAUGACUCUAUGCAGGAUUUGGCUGAGACAUGAUGAUCAGCAGUAAGUCAAGCCGAGCAACCAAAGCGCAUCAGUGGAGACAAUUGACAUUUUUGGUCUCUUAUGAACUGGAAAUUUUGUACAUCAGGGAAUUUCAGUGAGAAUGGUAGGUUUUUCCGUAAAUCUAAACCUGGCAGUUUUUGAGAGGAUGGUACUUUCUGGGAGUUGUAUAUAUUCUGUUUUAUGUAGCUUUUCAUGCUUAUCAUGGUUCAACUUCAAGAACUUGGAUUAAGAUGAAAUUGGUCAAAUUACUGGUUGUAGACUAUUGUUGCACCUGUUCUUGCUUGUACCUCAAUUCAAUCUAGCACUCGAAGGGAAAAAAUAUUUUUCCCCUAUAGAGGAGGGCCGUAAAGAUAAACUAGUUUCAUUUGUGCAUUCACCAUGAUUUGUCUGUGCUACUUUCAUACAAGUUCUACUAAAACCAGAUUUGGCUCAAGUGUUGAUUUGCAGAAACGGAAACCAAGACUUGUACUGACUUUAGUCAGAAGCCUCUAAAAUAAAAGCAUCUAAUAAAAUUGUGAUGCUUCUGUGUAAG
Messenger RNA from Elaeis guineensis (African oil palm), 1627 nucleotides. Its product is annotated as DNA-directed RNA polymerases IV and V subunit 4. Gene Ontology annotation, biological process: DNA-templated transcription initiation. Gene Ontology annotation, molecular function: nucleotide binding. Gene Ontology annotation, cellular component: RNA polymerase complex. NCBI's taxonomy places the organism in Eukaryota, Viridiplantae, Streptophyta, Magnoliopsida, Arecales, Arecaceae. The record is from RefSeq and is a predicted model, not a curated record.